Molecule: messenger RNA, 6577 nt
Organism: Chelmon rostratus (copperband butterflyfish)
Lineage: Eukaryota; Metazoa; Chordata; Actinopteri; Chaetodontiformes; Chaetodontidae
Gene: fer1l4
Product: fer-1 like family member 4
Exons: 49
Coding region: 21-6188 (2055 amino acids)
Biological process (GO): plasma membrane organization
Cellular component (GO): membrane
Source: RefSeq, a predicted model, not a curated record
UGUCAGGUAUCAGGAUCAUCAUGUCCAUCACUGUGACUCUGAAGAGGAUCUCCAACCUGCCGGGACGAUCUGACAGAAAGGUCGAACUCAGCUUCAGAGGUUUCAUCCAUAAAACCAGAGUCCUGCAGUGUGAGAACUUGGCUAUCUUCAACGAGCAUUUCCGCUGGCCUCACUAUGGUAAAGUGAUCAAAGAAGAAGUUUUGUCCGUCAGUGUUUACAACUGCAGUAAAUUCUUCUCCAACAGACUGCUUGGUAGGCUGGUUGUCAGUCUCCAGCAUGUUGUUACCGCCGGGAGACUGUUGCUACGGGAACCACUCGCUGAUGCUAACUACAGCCUGACUGAUAUCUAUAUAGAGUUGGACAUUCGGUAUCAUCCAGUUGAGGGAACAGCAGGAAGCUGGGAGGGGCUCGACUUCCUAAGAGUCGAAGACGAGGAUGAAUCAGAUCUGGUCAUCAGGAACGAAGGAUUUAAUGACCCUGAAAGUCAGCAGACUGCCGCUCGCUCAGGUCAGCUGGAUAAAGAGGCUCGGCGUCUGGGGCGGAGCCUGGUCCGGACUGGGGAUGACGACGACGACGACGAUUAUGAUGAUUAUGAUGAUGAGCAGAUGGACGUAGAGACUUCCAACAUCAUCUUCACUCCUCUGCUGAGUCGUUGCAGGCCAAUGUCCAGAAGUGUUGCUGCGGCGACAACCAGAGUCCAGAGCUUCCAGGUGAAUGUGAACAUCCUGGAGGCUCAGAAGCUGGUUGGAGUGAACAUCAGCCCUGCAGUUUUCAUCAAAGUGGGAAAUCAGAAAAAACACACAGCAACACAGAAAUCCACCAACUGCCCCUUCUACAAUGAGAAUUUCCAGUUUGAGUUUCAGGACUAUCCACAGAUCCUCUUUGAUAAAGUCAUAGAGAUAAAGGUGUUCCACAGACGGACUCUGGCCUUCCUCAUGACCCACAUAGGAACCUUUAAGAUUGACAUCGCUACUGUGUACAACCAGCCAGACCACCGCUUCUACCAGAAGUGGGCUCCUCUCACCGACCCAGCAGACACCAGGUCAGGGGUCAAGGGUUACGUCAAGGCCAGUCUCAAUGUGCUGAUGAAGGGAGACGCUCUGAGCAUGCCAAGUCUGCCACCAACCUCCUCGUCUGGAGCCAGUGAGGAUAUAGAAAAAAACCUGCUGCUUCCUCGUGGUAUGACUUCUGAGCGUCCUUGGGCUCGGUUCCGAGUCCGGAUCUACAAGGCUGAGGGCCUGCCCACCAUGGGGUCGGGGCUAAUGGCAAAGAUGUCAAAGGUCACUGACCGGGUGGUCUUCAUCGAUCCCUACGUACAGGUGACCUUCGCUGGUCAACAGGGGGAGACGUCGGUCGCUAGUGCCACCAGCUGUCCAGUUUGGAAUGAGGAGAUCUCUUUCAUUGAGCAGUUUCCUCCUCUGUCUCAAAGAAUCAGAGUGCAGAUUCUUGAUGACGCCAAGAUGGGAGACAUCGCCCUGGCAACACACUUCCUGGACCUGCAGCAGAUUUCUGAUCCCACCAGGAACGGCUUUAACCCCACCUUUGGACCAUGUUGGGUUAACCUAUACGGUUCUCCUCAAAACUCCACCCUUGGAGAUGUUCACCAGGCUUUGAACGCGGGUCUGGGUGAAGGAAUCUUUUACCGUGGUCGAAUCCUCCUCGCUCUCUGUGUGGAGGUUUACUCCUCCUCAUCCGCUGCCACCACAGAUACAAGCUCAGUCACCUUGGGAAAGGCAAAAGGAGCACUGGGGAAGCUAGGAAUGAGGAGGAAGAGCAAGAUGACGGAGAAGAAGGAAGCGUCUCAAACUGCCAGCGGAUUAGUCAACGACACAGGAGAGACGGGAGUUGAGGUACCAGAGGCUGUUACUGUGGAGGUUGAGGAGACCCACCCACUCCCUGAGGGUUUCCUGGGAGAGAGGGAGGAGUUUCUGUUGUUCGCUUCUCUGUUUGAAGUCACUAUGCUGGACCCGUCUGUAGGAACCAGACCGUUGACCUUUGAACUCUCCAUAGGGAAUUAUGGGAAGGCAGUUGGGGUAGGGAGAUCCAAGAAGAGCCAGAGCAGAGAGGAGCUGAGGAGGAGCAGGGAGGAUCUAAAUGAGGAGGUACAGGGUCUGCUGGAGUCAGAGGAGGAACUGGACAGAGACGAGGUGCUGAGUCCCGAACCUGAGAACAGAUCUGUGUCUGCUGCCAUGAGACCCCAGCCCACCGAGUACGACAGGUCGUUCCAGUGUAUUCCUCUCCACUCCCCCUUUAUGAAAAAGAAGCCUUGUCUGUUUGUCUGGACACAGUUUGAAGACCACAGCUUCCGUCUCUAUCAGGCUAACUGGCUCAGCAAGAUGGCCGACAGGCUGGAGAUUGGUCUUGAUGAGGUGGAACGUCUCCUAAGGAGGCCAAGGAGUAACGCAAAGGAGCGUUUGUUGGAGGUGCUGCUGGAGCUGGUGGCCUCCUGCAAACAGUUUAGUGCUUUCUCAGACAGGAGGUCUCAGUCUCGUCCUAACAACCUGGACAGACGCAGGAAGGAGUUUAUCAAGAAGAAUUUGGUCUUGCUGGCCAGACAGGCAGUGAGGGCCAGGCGGAGGGUCACCAGGCGGACGGCCAAACAGCGUUUGAUAGAUAUGAGGAAACUUCUUAAGAAACUCCGCAUGCUGGCUAAAGAGCCCCAGACUACCAUUCCAGAUGUGUUUCUUUGGUUACUGAGUGGAAGCAAGCGAUUGGCUUAUGUCAGGAUUCCUGCCUACUCCAUCCUCUUCUCACUAGUGGAGGAGCAGAGGGGACGGGACAGUGGCCGAGUCACCACCCUCUACAUGAAGUCUCCAGGAGGUUCAACAAGUGAGAUCUUUGCGAAGCUGGAGGUGUACCUGUGGCUCGGUCUGGCCAAGUACAGUAAAGAGGCCAUCACCGGCUUGCCGGAGGAGUUUCUGCCACUUUAUGAAGAGGAGGAGGAGGAGGAGGAGGAGGAAGAGGAGGAGGAACAGAGGAGGCCGCUCCCAGUGGGGAUGAGGAAACUUCCCCUCAGUCUGUCCUGCCAGGACAGCAGAUACUUCCAGCUAAGAUGUCACCUGUACCAGGGGCGUGGCCUGAUGGCUGCUGAAGAUAAUGGCCUAUCAGAUCCGUUCGCCAAGGUCCUCUUCUCAACACAGUGCCAGGUCACCAGGGUGUUGUCUGACACUCUCUCUCCAGCCUGGUGUGAGAGUUUGUUGUUUGAUAGAGUUCUGCUGGAGGGAACGAGGGAGGAGCUCCAACAAGACCCGCCCCUCAUCAUCAUCAACUUCUACAACUACGAUGCCAUGGGCAGUCCGAAACCUCUGGGUCGGGCCUUUGCCGAGCCUGAGAUUAAAAUUGUGGAGCAGUACUACCAGAAGCCCCGCCUCCGUUUCUAUGACAUCAGCCUGGGCAGGGCCGCCGCUGGCGAGGUGUUGGCCGCCUUUGAGCUUAUUGAGCUGGACUACUCUGGGUUUGGAGAGCCCUGUCUCCCCAAAAGUGUGGACCCUCAGGAGCUGACCUACGAGGAGGACCAGAGAUAUUACAUCAUCCCAGAAGGAGUCCGACCUGUUCUGAAGACCUUCAGGAUUGAGGUGCUGUUCUGGGGUCUGCGGGAGUUAAAGCGGGUGGAGCUGUUUGAGGUGUCACGCCCCCUGGUGAGGAUGGAGUGUGCAGGGCGACAGCUGGAGUCUGAAGAGAUCGAGAACUUCAAGACUCACCCCAACUUCAAAGAGCUGGUCCGCUACAUCGAUGUGGAGCUGCCAGAGCAGACCUACCUCCACCCUCCUCUGACGUUAUUCGUGAUGGAGCAACGGGCAUUUGGCCGGUUCGCUCUGGUCGGGACCCAUGUGGUCCAGAGCCUCAUGGAUUACGCCCCACCAGAGCUUGGGGGGGAGCCAGAGGAGGAAGAAGAAGAGCCAAAACCAAAGGUGAGACGGAAUACGACGAAUAUCAAGCCUCUGACUUCAGUGAAGAGUAUCGGACUCAGCAACCUGUCAAUUAAGCAGUCAAAGAUUCCCAUCAACCCCAUCAAGCUGUUUAAAGCCCCUCUGAAGAAGAUGACGGUGAGUGUCGAGGAGCUAGAGGAGGAGCCCCCUGAGAAGGAAGAAUUGGACUGGUGGUCCAAAUACUACGCUUCCCUGGAAGAGCUGGAGAGAAAGGCUGCUGAGGAGCAGGAGGAGAUAGAGGAUCAAGCAGAGCCAGAUGGAGGGAAUCUGACUAUGGCCAACAUCGAAGAGGAGGACGAGGAAGUCGUGGUGGUGGAGAUUGAGCCUCCCAAACGCAAGAUGAUUGCCACACUAAAGCUGUACGGAGGUGAUCUCGAGUCAGAGUUCCGUCAGUUUCAGGACUGGCUGCAGGUCUUUCCGCUGUAUAAAGGCAGAGCAAGUGGUGAGGAUGAUGAGGAGGAUGAAGAGGAAAGGCUGAUGGGAAAAUACAAGGGCUCCUUCCUGGUUUACCCGAUUGAUCCAGGAGACGAAGAAGAGACAAAGUGUCAGAUCACCAAUGGGAUCCCCAAAAACUCAGCAAUCAAAGUCUUGGUCCGAGUCUAUAUCGUUAAGGCCAACAAUCUGUCUCCCACAGACCCAAAUGGUAAAGCCGACCCGUAUCUGGUUGUCCGAUUUGGACAGCAGAGUCAGGACACCAAAGAUCGUUAUAUCCCUAAACAGCUCAACCCCACGUUCGGAGAGGUUUUUGAAUUUACAGUGUCUUUCCCACUGGACACAGAGUUGGUUAUCAGAGUGAUGGACCAUGAUAUGGUGGGAUCUGAUGAUGUCAUCGGCGAGACACGGAUUGACCUGGAGAACCGGUUCUACAGCCGCCAUGGAGCCUGCUGCGGUCUGGCUCUUUACUAUGACACUGACGGUUAUAAUAUGUGGCGCGAUGCAAAGAAACCGUCAGCCAUCUUGGCUGAGCUCUGCAGGAAGAAUGGUAUCCAGUCUCCAGAGUACAGAACAACUGAGGUCAAAGUCCUCAACAAAAUCUUCAAGAUCCCACCUGAUGCAGUACCUGAAGCUUUGCUGAAGAAGAACCAGAGGUCUCCACAGGAGGAGGCAGAGAUGGAGGAGCACGCAGCCCUGAGCGUGCUGCAGCGCUGGGGGGAGAUGAACGAGUUCCUCCCUGGAGCUCUUCCUCUGGUCCCGGAGCACGUGGAGAUCCGGUCACUGGUGAAUCAGGACAAUCCUGGACUGCCACAGGGUUACCUUCAUAUGUGGGUGGACAUGUUCCCUACUGAUGUCCCGGCUCCGCCCCCUGUUGACAUCAAACCCCGGCAACCUGAGCAGUAUGAGCUGCGUGUGAUCAUUUGGAACACAGAUGACGUGUUUCUGGAUGAUGUCAACCCGUUCACCGGUGACCCGUCCUCCGACAUCUACGUUAAAGGCUGGAUAAAGGGACUGGAAGGAGACAAACAGGAGACUGAUGUCCACUUCAGCUCUCUGACUGGAGAGGGAAACUUCAACUGGAGAUUUGUGUUCCGCUUUGACUACCUUCCUACUGAGAAAGAGGUGGUUUAUAAGAAGAAGGAGUCAAUUUUCUCUCUGGAGGAAUCCGAGUUUCGACAGCCGGCUGUUCUGACGCUGCAGGUCUGGGAUUACGACCGCAUCUCUGCCAACGACUUCCUGGGCUCUAUAGAGUUACAUCUCGACGACAUGGUGCGACCGGCGAAGUCAUCCGGCAAAUGUACGAUUGAGAUGGCGAAGGAGCGAGCCAGCCCUCGAUUCUCCAUCUUUCGUGCCAAGAAGAUGAAGGGCUGGUGGCCGCUGACCCGCUUAAAGACGGCAGAGGACUUCGAGAGGGAGGAAAAGGAGAAGAAGCAGGCCAAGAAGAAGGGGAGCAAGAAGAAAAAGAAGAACGACAAGAGGGCCAAGAUGAAACAGGAGGACAUCCAGUACACCGACAACACCGGCAACACUUUCCUGCUAAUGGGAAAGGUUGAGGCGGAGCUUCAGCUGGUGACAUUAGAGCAGGCGGAGGGCAAUCCUGUGGGGCGGGCCCGCAAGGAGCCAGAGCCUCUGGACAAACCAAAUCGUCCAACCACCAGCUUCACCUGGUUCGUCAACCCGAUGAAGACCUUCAUCUUCCUCAUCUGGAAGAAGUUCAAGAAGUUUAUCAUCGCUCUGAUCAUCCUUGCCAUCCUCACACUCUUCCUCGCCCUCAUCGUCUACACUCUGCCGCAGCAAAUCUCCACCCUCAUUAUCAAAGGAUGAAGAAACCCUUGGGUAGUCUUCAUCGCCUUGUCCUGGAUGUCACAGACUGUCGCAGGUGUCUGAUCCUGAACUGAUUCACCUACAGCUGAUUGAAGUUAUAUUUAGCCUGAUUUCUAUGAACCAAUCAGUAAAUUGAAUGAUUUAACAUGGCAGCACUACGUUACCCAGCAUCCCCGUGUAUAUGAACCCAACCAGGGUCAUGGGAGCAAUAAUUUCAGCAUCUGUUUUCCAGUCAGGUUCAUACGUCGCCAGAGGAAAUCACUGACCACCUGCAGAUUUAACUCAUAUUUAUAUUGUGUAAAUUAAACAUUGUUACUGGACAGAUAAAUCAGCACCUUUCCUGAACAUGAACAUAACUCAUUUGUAUACAAGUGUAAUUUUUUUGAUUA